CGCGAAUUUUGGUUAUAUAAAGCUGUUGAAAAAAUUGUUUUUUAGUAUUCAUUCAUAAGUUUUACAGAAUUUUAUACUGCAAAUAAUAUUUUUACUAACAAAUUUAAUAGAAAGUGGAUAUCUCGGGAAAAUGGAAUUUACUUACACUUUAGUUGUGCUCUCCGCGUGCUUACUUUCUUACGCUCACGCUGCGGCUUUCAAUUGCUCGGAACCACCGAAUUUGGGAGCUUUUGACAUUCACAGUUGCUGCCGCAUGCCAGAAAUAAACUUGGGUGACGCACCUGCAAAAUGCAGUGCUUAUAUAAAGGAGCUCACAACGCAAAUGGCAAACAUGAAUGGGGUCGGUGGGAGCAAGCAAACUGAGAAUAACAAAAACAUGAACAAUCAAAACAAUCCGGAUGCAGCAGCAGUUGAAUAUCCCGCUUAUGCCCACGUUUGCUAUGCGGAGUGUAUGUACCGUGAGACAGGCUCUAUGGUCGAGAAUGAAUUUAAUAUGGACAAUGUCGAAAAAUUUCUAAACAAAAGUGUCAGCAAAGGAGACAAGGAUAUUGUGCCACAGAUUGUGCGCUCUUUUGAGGCUUGCCUGAACAAUAUCAAGGGUCACUUGGAAGCUGUGGGUAUCAAAACGCACGCCAAAUUACCGAUGGGCUGCUCACCUUUUGCCAGUUUAAUGUUCAGUUGUGUAAACGCCGAGACCUUCCUUAACUGUCCUGCCAAGAUGUGGAAAAACGACCACAACUGCAACGUAGCGAAAUCCUUUGCAGCUCAAUGUAAUCCACUGCCGCACGUGCCACUGCCCACUGCCAAUUGGCUAAAGCCGUGAAGUCAAGUGGCGCCACAUCCUGUGGUGGCGAGCGAAAAGUUUAUGAAAUUAUAAAUUUUGAUUUAGAAUUAACGAGUUUCAUCUUUGCUUAAUGUAUAAGUAGUAUUCGCAAAAGUUGUACGAAUA
Messenger RNA from Anastrepha ludens (Mexican fruit fly), 949 nucleotides. RefSeq lists its product as uncharacterized. The transcript has 5 exons. The record is from RefSeq and is a predicted model, not a curated record. The coding region runs from base 131 to 823 and encodes 230 amino acids. Gene Ontology annotation, molecular function: odorant binding. Lineage: Eukaryota; Metazoa; Arthropoda; Insecta; Diptera; Tephritidae.